AUGGCAGCAACUCCGUCAAACCCACCCAACACCGCCUCCUCCAACUACCACGCCAUCACCGACCCGCGUUGGAAAGCCCUCGCAACAAAACUCUACAUCUCAAUGUGGUACCCAUCCGAAGCCUCCGCCUCCGAAUCCGACAUCCCCGACGACCUCGCAAUGCCAGCUGCCGGCUGUGUAACGCAAGAUUUCGAGAGGGCUCUGGGGCAGCUCGCGCAUGUGUAUGAAGUCGCACAAGAGAAGGGUGUCCCUAUCGAGCGGUUGCGCACGGCUAUGGGAUCUUAUGAUGUGCAGACACCCCAGGAGAUUAACAUGCGCAGUGAAGCGGAGGCAAGGGGGUAUGCUUUGCGGAUUUUGGGGGCGGGUAUUGCUGCGUCGAAGGCGUGGAAUGAGGCGAUGAGGAAGAUGAGGGAGAGGGCUGAGGAGAUGGGGGGGGCUUGA
Fulvia fulva is the source of this 441-nucleotide messenger RNA. RefSeq lists its product as uncharacterized. The record is from RefSeq and is a predicted model, not a curated record. NCBI's taxonomy places the organism in Eukaryota, Fungi, Ascomycota, Dothideomycetes, Mycosphaerellales, Mycosphaerellaceae. Bases 1 to 441 code for a protein of 146 amino acids. The transcript has a single exon.